This is a messenger RNA of Trichobilharzia regenti, 1169 nucleotides long. Lineage: Eukaryota; Metazoa; Platyhelminthes; Trematoda; Strigeidida; Schistosomatidae. The record is from the annotation of a GenBank genome assembly.
CACACACAACAGUUUAGUUCGAAAUUGAUUGUAAAUUCAAGCACGCUAUCAUUUAUAACAACUUUAUCAGCUGAUGUCUAUUUAAGCAGAAGAAAAUAUAUAUAUAUAGAGUGAGAGAGAGAGCUGAACUAACUUAUUUUGCAAUAAAAUGUUCUCCAACAUUUUAAGAGUUCUUUUGCUCAUUCUGUCUGUGAUAACAUGUUCAUCAUCGUGGAAUGAUGUUUGCUUUUAUAAAGAUGAUGAAGGCCCAUGUAAAGCAAGCAAUACAAGAUUUUAUUAUAAUGCUACUGUUGGUUCAUGUGCUAUGUUCAUCUAUGGUGGAUGUUAUGGUAACGAAAAUAAUUUCCAAUCAGAAGAAGAAUGUAAACAAAAGUGUCAAAGCAGUGGCAAAUUUGAUAGAAAUAACUGCAGAUUGGAUGCCGAAACUGGUCCAUGCCGCGCCUCUUUCAUACGUUUCUUUUAUAAUUCAUCCUCAGACAAAUGUGAAACAUUCAUAUAUGGCGGUUGUCUGGGAAAUGGAAAUAACUUUAGGAGUAUGAGAGAAUGUCAGGCAAAGUGUGGGACGGCGCUUGCCCGAACAUGGAAUAUAAAAUCCAAUGCACCCGGUGAGUUCAUAUAUUCCUCGUUUUUGUCUGAAAUUGAUUUCACUCAGCUUAUGAAUCCAGUAGCCCGGUAGAUAUCACUGCAGAUCAAAAGUGAAGGUAGACAUUGCUUGUGUACAAAACCUAAUAAUUAUAAAUGGAUAUCACAAAACUGUUUAUGAAAGGGCACCCCAAGUUGAGGGGCAGUUGUGUCACAUAAAACACUGUUUCAUCUUCUGGACUCCUAGUAUGGGAUUUGAGACAUCAUCAGAAUGAGUGGCUUUAGAUUUCAUCAAAUGUGACUAUCAUAGAUUAUCCUCAUUUUGCUUAAUGUUAGCUUGACAUCAAUUGAUAACUUCGAAAUGUGUACAUCUGGCCACGGUUUGCACACUCAUCGCGUCUUUCUGUUUCCAACUGUUUGUGAAAUGCGACAAUUUUUUCCUUUGAACCAGUCUGAAAUUACACGUCAAAAUUGUAUUCAUCAAGCUCAAUUAAAACAUUAAUAUUCGUCAUCGCUUUGAAAUGUUUUUGUUUCAGACUACUAAAGCACUAUGACAACAGCCCAUUCUAUAUUAUUUGGCCUAGGCC